Trypanosoma conorhini is the source of this 819-nucleotide messenger RNA. RefSeq lists its product as uncharacterized. The record is from RefSeq and is a predicted model, not a curated record. The transcript has a single exon. The coding region runs from base 1 to 819 and encodes 272 amino acids. Lineage: Eukaryota; Euglenozoa; Kinetoplastea; Trypanosomatida; Trypanosomatidae.
AUGUCGUUUCCACUGCCAAAGAAGUACUACCUCCUGGUGCACGAUGCGGUUCGCAAGGUGGUUGGGGCAGACGCGGAGAUCGCCGCCUUCGUGUCGUCGAAGGGGAAAUUUCAGUGCGACAUGCUCGUCAACGCCGCCGCCACCGACCCUGACCUGGCGGGCCCCGCAGGCGCCGGCGGGAACGCCCACGUGCGGGACUUUGCGCUGGGGCUGCAGCGGUACUUGGGCAGCUGCGACGUUGUCGUGCGGCGUCGGCGCCUCGACGUUGUCUUCCUCGACCGCGAGGUGCUGCAGCUUGCGUUGGGGGCCCCGCGGCGGGCGAUCAACAACCUGCGGGACGGGGCGGGGAUCAACGCGGAGCCGGAGUGGACGCGCCGCAACCGCCUCCGCAUCUCGCUCGGCUACGACGAGGACCUCUUCCGCAGCGCGUGCGACGCCAAGAUGAACAUCGCCGCCCGCCUGAUGGAGAAGUGGGUCUUUGACACUUACUACGACCCCGCCCACUGCGGGAGCGUGGAUCAGUUCCUGCAGACGAAGUGCCCGCCGGUGUCGUUCUGGCUGGCCCACGGCUACGAUCUGGCGAGCGAGUACCGCUUUGACCACCAUGUCUCGCUGGCCGGCACCAUCUCCCAUAACUUUGCGAAGUACUACGGCGAGUUUCCCUUUGACAACCCCUACUGCCCCGGGGAGGACUUGAACACCAUGGCCUCCGUGCAGUGGCUCUGCAGGGCGUGGAAGCAGAUGCCGAUGGAGGACGCCACGGUGUGUGAGCUGCAGCUGGGCAUGCAACAACAACGGCCGCCGCCGUCACGAGAUUAG